This is a messenger RNA of Talpa occidentalis (Iberian mole), 2138 nucleotides long. It is a transcript of the gene TOMM34, whose product is annotated as translocase of outer mitochondrial membrane 34. Gene Ontology annotation, molecular function: heat shock protein binding. Gene Ontology annotation, cellular component: mitochondrion; cytosol. Lineage: Eukaryota; Metazoa; Chordata; Mammalia; Eulipotyphla; Talpidae. The record is from RefSeq and is a predicted model, not a curated record. The transcript has 8 exons. Bases 229 to 1215 code for a protein of 328 amino acids.
AGAAAAAAGUUAUUGUAUUGUUAUGUUGGUAUUGAAUGAAAGAUAUCAUGUGUCAAUACAGUAACUUGAUACUUAGUGACUAAAGCAAGUUGCAGAAAGAGAGGCAAUAUGAUGCAAUUGGAAGAUACAAAAUGAUGCUGCUUACCUGUGACUACAUCAUAAUAAAGACAGAGGAACAAGUGUCAGAAUGUUACAUGCCAACUUCAGGAUGCGCUGACCGCUGGGUGUAUGGGGACAGAACAAAGGGGGAAGCAUGGGGAUGCGUGGAGCUUCAGUCAUAUCAGAAAUAAAGGUUCUUCAGACCCCGAAGAAGAAAGUGUUCUCUACUCCAACCGAGCAGCAUGUCACUUGAAGGAUGGAAACUGCACAGACUGUAUCAAAGAUUGCACUUCAGCUCUGGCCUUGGUUCCCUUCAACAUGAAGCCCCUGCUGCGGCGAGCAUCGGCUUACGAGGCUCUGGAGAAGUACCCUCUGGCCUAUGUUGACUACAUGACUGUGCUGCAGAUUGAUGACAGUGUGACGUCAGCCUUGGAAGGCACCAACAGUUACCUCAUCCAACCAGAUCUGCCAGCUGUAUGCAGACACUGUACUCGCUCUGGGGCUGAGCCCUACCUUUCCUGCUCUCAUAGAGCCCUGGCAUCACGGGGAACACCAGUCAGCAAUAGAAUGACCAGAGCUCUCAUGGACUCACUGGGGCCGGAGUGGCGCCUGAAGCUGCCCACUAUCCCCUUGGUGCCUGUUUCCGCUCAGAAGAGGUGGGAUUCCUUGCCUUCAGAAAACCACACAGAGACAGCUAAAAGCAAGUCCAGAGAAACCACAGCUGCACAGAGCAGAGUGCCUUCUGCUGGGGAUGUGGAGAGAGCCAGAGUUCUGAAGGAAGAAGGCAAUGAGCUUGUAAAGAAGGGAAACCAUAAGAAAGCUAUUGAGAAGUACAGUGAAAGCCUCUCGUUUAGUAACCUGGAAUCUGCCACGUACAGCAACAGAGCGCUCUGCCAUUUGGUCCUGAAGCAGUACAGAGAAGCAGUGGAGGAUUGCACAGACGCCCUCAAGCUGGAUGGGAAGAACGUGAAGGCAUUUUAUAGACGAGCUCAAGCCUACAAGGCUCUCAAGGACUAUAAAUCCAGCUGUGCAGACCUCAGCAGCCUCCUGCAGAUUGAGCCCAAGAACGGCCCUGCACAGAAGUUGCAGCAGGAAGUUAACCAGAGCUUAAAGUAAAAACCCAAAGGGCAGCAGGAAACCUCUACCAGACCUCCUUCCUCUGUGCCUGCUUCUGGGACCCAACAGCCCCAGAGUGAGCUCAGAAGCACCCUCCUCAGCCCCUCAGAGGCAACGGCACCCCACCUCUUAAUAGGCCUUGCUUGUUCAAAUUAAGCUCAGUGUAGCCAAGCACAGGUACUGGUUUGCUGGAAAGGUCUCCACUAGAGCUGAAGCCCUGAUCCCCAGGCGCCUGCUUGGACAGCGGCAUGUCACGCAGCAGGGCCUUGCCAGCAAAGCAGUUGACUCCGUCCCCGCCCCAAGCAUGCUCUAAAUCAAGUGCUGCUCCUCUAGCUUCACCAGACCCUCACGUGGUUCACCUGAGAGUGGGGCUGAGGCAAGACAGGGUGGGCUGAAGGGGCAAGGGGUUGACUAGAAAGCCCUGGCCCGUCCAAGCAGCCUGGUGAGCUGGUUCUCUAGGGCUGAUGUCCCACCCUGUCCUUGGCACAGUCCCGUGUUCUGAGCCCCAGUGCCUUUUAGCCAGGGCUCUCUCUGCCCCGCCUUUGGUGGGAGUGAGGAACCCUGACCCUUGGAUGGCUUAGUCGUGGCUCCAAGCUGCGGCCUCCUGAUAGAGGUGCCUAAGCUGUUUCGAGAGUCCAGUGGCGUGGCCACUCCCAGAGGUGGGAUGGGGAGGAAGGCCUUGAAGUCUGCGUCCCUACGUUCCAGGCAGGGAUUGCCUUGUGACCCAGCCGUGGCUGCCGACCCAGCAAUUCUUUAUGUGAUGUUCAGUUUCAGCUGCCGCCUGUUUUGUUGAACUGUGUGUUGAAGCUAUCGCAUUAAAGUCUUCUACAUCAUGUCUGUUACACUUUCAUUUAUGCCUUUCUAGCUUUGUGCUUGGAACUUUGCAGUUAUAAUAAACCUGCUUAUUGAGUAUUCAUGCACUC